AUGAGCUCUGAAGCGAGUCAGAGCGCCAAUGUUGCUCGUCCCAAGUACCGCCAAUCUUACGAUUCGUAUCAUCGACAUGUUCGCUCAGUUCACGGGGUCAACGAUGUUUCUGAGCCUGGACCAUCAAGCGCUCUCGAUAGUACGAACUCGCACCGGCACGGGUCGGGCCUCUCUGGUUCUGUUUCUGGCUCUGGUCCUGGUCCCAGCGUUAUUAGCUCUCAACCUCAGCAGCCCGGAAAUAUCGCUUCCUUCUUCGAUUCUGAGAGAUUAGCCAGUUCAGCAGCACCAUAUGAUCCAAGUAAUAGGAGUACACAAUCUACAGCCAAGGGCAUCCGAUGGCCUUUUCUUGGAAGCAUCAAGUCGCAAGUCAGUCUACCGCUGCCUCCUUCGCCGCGAGCAGGAACUCCAGCCGAGCCUACUGAAGUCGAAUUACCAUGGCGACCCGUCUUUCUCCAUCGACGAAUCUUGGUUCUUUAUGUUGUUGCGUUUUUAGUUCUCAUUGCAGGAGUACAGAUCGCACUUCAACUAUCCGAACACAACGAUGGUCUCCACGAAGCUGAUGAUGCGUCAAGGUAUCUGUGGCAAUAUGGUACGACUUUGGUAUUCAUCGUUGUGGCUGCUUUCUGGAACAGAGUCGAGUUUCAAGCCUCGGCCGCUAUGCCCUGGAUUCGCAUGCUGAACAACCAACUCGAAGUCGACAAGUCUCUUUUACUGGAUUACGUUUCUCUUUCUGAGCCUAUGGCUAUUAUCAAAGCUGUCCGGAAUAGGGACUGGCUUGUUGCAGCUCCGGUCAGCGCCGGAAUAAUAUUUAAACUAAUUGUUAUAUUCUCCACGGCCUUUGUCACGCCCAGAGUCAUCACUGUUGCUCGUUACGAGACUGCUAUCACAGUCGAGACCGAGUUCUCCAACAGUGCUUCCAGGCUACAAGACACUGGAUCGUUACCUUAUUUUACUCUCGCUGCUUUGGCGGCCGACAACAUUUCUUUUCCGAACGGGGUUACUCCCGAAACAGCAUAUACACCAUUUUCUAGCGAUAUUACAGAUUUAAUAGGCAUUACGGCGGACGUGGAUGGAUUUAUUGGGGUUUUGGAAUGUGAAGAUGCCGACGUAUCUUUGGAUUCGAUGAGGUUGGAUGGAGGCUCUCUCACGUUGAACGUGACGAUGUCGGAGGCGGGAUGUUCCUCAACACAAACCAUUUCGAGCACGAAACUUGCGACUACCAAAGACGAAGACCUAACAAGGGCAUUUCUGGCAUUUCAACCAGCCAGUUGUGGUGGCUCAACGAAAGACGACGAACAGCGAGUAGCAAUUAUGGCUGGUAUUCUGGACCUCGAUAUCGAUCAACUGAAACGGCAAUCGAAAACCUCGAAUGGGCGACUCGGCAACAUCUCGUCAGCGACCGGAUUUCUUUGCAAACCAAAGUACAGUAUCACCGAAGUUACAGUUGCCAAGAGUUUUGAGACAGUUCUCUCAAUCACUCCCAAACCUGAAGCGAAGGACACCACUCUCGACCAAGUUCACCCGUGGGCAGUCACCCGGGCUCUGUUCAAGUCCUUAGAAUCCGAUGAAUUGUCUGAGAAGCAGCUUCUAUCUACAUUCAUAAACUCGUCAUACAAUGGAAGCGCCAUUCUCGAAGUCGACGAGGCUAUGUCGGCUGCACUCGCGCUGGGUUUAAGAAACGGAUGGGAUUAUCCUAAGGCCGAGUCACUAACAGACAAGGACAUCCUAAGACAUCUUUCCAAACGAUUCUACGCACAAUCUUCAGCUCUGAUUGCUCAAUACGCCAUGAUGGAGCCAUCACCUAGCUCUUCGACCGCUGUCACCAGCUUUAUUGGACGACGACUCAUCGUACGACCCGCUCCCGCAUACUUGAUAACAGGACUUCUGGUACUUUGCUUGCUUCUUAGUUUGGUCACGAUACUCCUGGUUCCGAGAAGAGGUUUUCUUCCACGAGAUCCCAGUACUAUCGUUGGCAUGGCCUCGGUAGUCGCACACAGUCACCCGCUCGUUGAAUCGCUCACGGGCAUGGGUCCUGCACCUAAUAGAGUCCUCCGAUCAAGGCUCGAGGCUUCGACCUACAUGAGCGGAGCUGAAGGCCACGAGAAGCUGGACAGCCCCAACUUGGGCUACUUUCACAUCUUCGGGGGCAGAGUGCCUACAGCAACCGCUCAGCCGAAGAAGUACGACUCUUCUACUUGGAGACAGCCCAACUCGAUGCACGGCCUAAUCCGACUGAUAUACCUCUUUGCCCUCGCAUGUAUCAUCAUAGGUUUCGAGGUUUCUAUUCGCUUGUCGCAGCGUUACAAUGGGUUGAGGACGAUGGAUGACGAUGCAGCAUACUUUGCAUGGACUGUUGUGCCAGCUUUUGUCUUACUUUUGGUGGCCAUGUAUAUGCUGUCGUUAGAAUGGUGGACGAGGCUCCUCUCCCCAUUCUCCCACCUAAAACACCGGGGAGACUUUGAUGAGACUGUUGGCUUGAACUUGGCUAAUGCUUUGAGGCAUGUGGCUUUUAGACGAGCCUUCAAGAUCCGUGAUAUCGCUGCCUUGGCUGCCAUUUCUGGUGGGUUUGUGGCACUCCUCGUGGUAGUUGCGUCUGCUCCUUUAUUUGAUCCCAGGCCCAUUGAGCUUGACAGCAGCCUUCCACUACGUACCGAAGACUUCUUCGCCAACAGUCUAGCAUCUUCUGUCGACGACCCUAUAUGUACCGAUUGUAACAACGACACCAUCAUGGCGUCACUGAUACUCGCCGCCGAUGCUCCUUAUCCUCGGUUCACCUACGCCGAUCUCAACAUGCCGAGUAUAUCCUUAGUCAACAAGGACAACAGUGAUAAUUUGAUGGUCAGCGCACAGCUCACAGCAAUACGGCCAAACAUGGCGUGUCGACUGUACAAGUCUGAGGAUAUUUCCACCAACCUCACCCUCGAAGUCGAGCCCAAUGAUGGAACGGUCAACCCGUUGCGUGUGGACCUUGCGGGUGAAGCCUGUGGUGGACUGGGACGACAAAGUAGCAGCAACGCUAUCAUUGGAACGACAAAGGGCUCAUCCCGAACGCAAAGCACCAAGAGCUUGAGCGGUAGCACAGUCUUUGGCGUUGGGCAAGGGAAGACAAACUCGACAUCACAAUGUUCCGAUUGGAUAUACAUCUGGGGCCAGCUCGAUAAUCUGGGAAGCAGCGAUAUGUCGGUGGGCAACAUUAAUGCUCUCGCCUGUAACGAGACGAUCGAAGCAGUUGAUGUCGAUGUUGUCCUCCAGGGCGCUGAGCUUAACCUCUUCCCAGAUCAUCCUCCUGUUCCUGUCGAGCACAGCGUCAAGGACACGAGUGUCGCCAUACCGGAACUCAAAUAUUCGUCACUUGUCAACGUCUCCUCGGAUGGUCUGCUCGACCCUUUCUUUGCAAUGCUGAACGUCUCUCAAUUUGCUGUGCCCGAUUCGACAUUUGGAAGCUCAUCUGCGGAUGCUACAAAUCAAACCCAGUCAGCUAUACUGUCUCAGCAUGGCAUCAUAAGAGCCCAAUCAUUGAAUUUCAAGAGUCGACGCCAUCUAUCAUCGAAGGGCACGUUCCCACAGACCAAUAACACCGCUAUUGUCAGCGGCAUUGACCCUGAUUCGGCAGUGUCUCAGGCUGUUCCGAUCAUCAGCGGUAGCAAAAUAGCAAGAAAGGUCAGAUUGCACCAAGAUGAGAUCGCUACGAGGGUUCUUCAGGGCCUUGUGGGGGCACUGAUGCUCCUUCACCUUUUCUCGUGGGUGUAUUGGCGACGAGUUCGACUGCCUCGCAUGCCGACAACUAUCGCAUCUGUCACGGCCCUUCUCGUUGACGGCAACUUGUUCAGAUCGCUACCGCGUGCUGCGCAAUGGCAGCCAGAUAGUGAGCUCGAAGCCAUCUUCACCGAAGGGGAUGCGCCACAGCGUUUCGAAAUGGGAUGGGAUCGCAAAGGACGAACUAGAGGACGAGACGGACGGGCCAAGAAGAAUGAAGGCAAUUUCGGUAUUCGAGCAUUUAUUCCUAAGGAUUCUAUACCAGAGGAUGUUGAGAUGAGGCCAAUACCUCCCCCCAAACCAACACCAAAACCAUCACUGGGAAUGGUUCGCCAAGGGACAGCAACGUUGGGGGCUGACGGUACCCGACGGCAAUCCGUAUUGCUCACCAAAGGCUACACCAACAUUUCCAAACCUAAGAGCUCUAAGAGCUCGAAGGGUUCUGAAGGGAGCAGGGAAGUAAGGCAAAAAAGAUCCUUCUCAUCGGCAUUGAGUGGGCCGAAAGAGUUGGUCAAAGUGUGGUGGGCAGGAGGAAGUUGA
Molecule: messenger RNA, 4296 nt
Organism: Fusarium coffeatum
Lineage: Eukaryota; Fungi; Ascomycota; Sordariomycetes; Hypocreales; Nectriaceae
Exons: 1
Coding region: 1-4296 (1431 amino acids)
Source: RefSeq, a predicted model, not a curated record